Messenger RNA from Lucilia cuprina (Australian sheep blowfly), 4708 nucleotides. RefSeq names its product arfGAP with SH3 domain, ANK repeat and PH domain-containing protein. The transcript is spliced from 14 exons. Gene Ontology annotation, molecular function: GTPase activator activity; protein binding. The record is from RefSeq and is a predicted model, not a curated record. Gene Ontology annotation, cellular component: cytoplasm. Lineage: Eukaryota; Metazoa; Arthropoda; Insecta; Diptera; Calliphoridae. Gene Ontology annotation, biological process: positive regulation of GTPase activity. The coding region runs from base 1484 to 4693 and encodes 1069 amino acids.
AAUGUUUGUCUGCGUAGAUCUUCAUUGUGCGCAACACCGUCAGUAGUAAUACGAGCAAAAAAAUAUUUUAUGUGAAAACAUCUCAAGUGAAAGAAAAAUAAUACAUUUUUAUAUAAAUUCCUGAAAAUAUAUUAUAAAAAUAAUUUCAAAAAUUAUGGAAAAGUGAUAAUUAAAUGAAAAAGCUAACAAAACCAAAAAAGUGUUAGACAUAAAGUAGAUACAAGAAAAAGAAUUAAUGCAGAUGAUUGAAAAAGUUUGAAAAGAAAAAAGAGCACAAAAGAAAAAAAUUAAAAAAAUACAAUAUAAAAUAUAUGAAUAAGUGAAAUGGCAAACGACAAUUUAAUAAAGAAAUAAAUUAAGUACAGGCGAACAAAUAAACAUUUACUUAUUUUUAUAAUUUAUAAUAAAAAAAGGUUUCAAGUGGCGAAAAAUGGGUGUUGCUACAACUACUACAACAACAAAAGCAGUAAUAGAAACAAAUUUACAACAAACGGCAGUAGCAGUGAGUGGCAGCAGCGGCAAUGGCAGUAGUCAUCUAUUGUAAAAAAAUAAUAAAUCUUGUUGUCAUCUCUGUUACUUUGUUGGCCUUAAAAUUGCGUUCUUUAAAUUAAAAAGGAUAUGAAUUGCGUUGUUAAAAAUACCAGAAAGGAUCUCUCGUAAAUAACAACGUAGUCAACAAUAAGUUGUAAUAAAAAAAAUACUCAUAAAUUAAAUAAUGCAAUAAAAAAUCUAUUAUAAAUCAAUUAUAAUACUCUCUGUGCGGUUAGAGAAUAUACAAAAUAAUAUUUUAUUUAACAAUUAACAUCACAAAUAUAUCUAAAUAUAAAAAUAAAUAUUUGCAACAAUUUUAACAGAUUUAUUUAUAAUUUUGUUGCUUUUUUGCAUUUGCAAUUGUCAUAUACGAGAAAAAAACAUAGACGAAAGAGAAAAAAUUAAAUAUAACAACAAUAACAAGUCUUCAUACCGAUAAACAAACAAAUACAAACAAUUUUUUUAAGUCUGACUGACACAUUGUGUCGUUGACGUCGUCUUCUUGGUUAUUGUUGUUUUCGUAAAAAACAAAAGACAACAAAAAAAAAACAAAACAUUCAAAAAUACAUCUUGCUGCAGUUGUGUAUGUGUGUGUGUUUAAUUUUAUAUAUUUCUUGUUUUUGUAAAUCACAAGUUGUGUAAUUGCAAGAACAUUACAAUAACAUUCACUAGCUGCUCUUUAAAAUACAUAUUGUUUUUGUUAUGAAUUUAUCUUUAGUUUUUGUUUUUGCAAACAUUUUUCGUCAUAACUAGUGCGUGAGUGCGUUGUGCAUAAGUUACGUGUAAGUGCAGCACAGCUGUUUCUUUUUUGUGUCAUCAUUUAACUUUUUUCAUAAGUCGUCACGCUCGACCUAAUCGAUCAAUUUUGGACCAGUUUUAAACUAUUUCCAUUUAUUGUUUCGGACACCCUGCUGUGGAACUCUUUGUAGUGCCUUGAGUUUGUUUGUUAAAAAUGCCGCCCGCACUGAUUGGUAUUGCUGAGUUUGUCGAAGAGACUCGAGAUGAUUAUAAUUCGCCAACGACGUCAACAUUUGCAUCCCGUAUGCCUGAUUGUCGUCAAACUAUAGCAAUAUUGGAAGAGCGUUUGGAAUUCGACCGUGAAGGACUAACAAAACUGAAAAAGGCAGUCAAGGCCAUACACAAUUCAGGAAAUACACAUGUGGACAACGAAAUGUUUUUGGUGAGAGCGUUAGAACGUUUGGGUGGCAAAGUAAUAGAUCAAGAUGAACCAGAUAUUGGUGCUGCAUUCCUUAAAUUUUCGGUGGUAACAAAAGAAUUGAGUGCAUUAAUGAAAACUUUGAUGCAAAAUAUCAAUAAUAUUGUUAUGUUUCCGGUAGAUACAAUGCUUAAGAGUGAAUUGAGAGGUGUUAAGGGUGAAAUGAAAAGACCCUUUGAUAAGGCAGCCAAAGAUUAUGAAGCUAAAUUUAUAAAAAUUGAAAAAGAGAAAAAGGCACAAGCCAAAGAAGCCGGCAUGGUAAGAACGGAAAUUGAUGCUGCCGUUGUGGCUGAUGAAAUGGAAAAGGAAAGACGUCUCUAUCAAUUACAAACAUGCGAGUAUUUGCUGAAAUAUAAGGAAAUCAAAACAAAAACUGGCAUCGAGCUGCUGCAGCAUUUUAUCGAAUACUAUCAUGCUUUGAAUAAUUAUUUCAAAGACGGCCUACAGACAAUUGAACAUUUUGGAACGUACAUUAGUGAUUUAAGUGAUAAAUUACAUAAAAUUAAACAACGACAAGAUGAAGAUCGUUGUAGUUUAUUGGAAUUGCGAACGUUAUUGCGAAGUACGCCGGAUUUUGAGCGUGUCGAGAAUGUGCCAACGGAUAAAGGUGGAGGAGGUACUGGAUAUUCCCUACAUCAGCUGCAAGGUGAUAAACAUCAUGGCGUAACAAGAUCGGGACAUUUACUAAAGAAAAGUGAGGGCAAAGUGCGAAGGGUGUGGCAGAAACGACGAUGUCGUGUUACCAGUGAUGGUUUCCUUGAUAUUUGUCAUGCGGAUGAAACUAAACCACCUACAAGAGUGAAUCUUUUAACGUGUCAGAUUAAACCAGUGCCUGAUGAUAAGCGAGGCUUUGAUUUAAUCAGUUAUAAUCGUCCAUAUCAUUUUCAAGCUGAAGAUGAAGCUGAUCAAAAAGCCUGGAUGGCUGUUUUGGUUAAUUGUAAAGAAAAAGCUUUAGCUAAAGCAUUCCAGCAUGCAAAUCCACAAAUGAGUCCUAGUUUAGUUGAGCUACAAAAGACUGUUAUAAGAUACGUCCAAAUGUUGCCGGGCAACGAUCAAUGUUGCGAUUGUGGCUCACGCAACGAUGUCACUUGGAUUAGUCUGAAUUUUGGUAUACUGGUGUGUAUACAAUGUUCAGGCGUUCAUCGAGAUCUUGGUGUACAUCAUUCGCGUAUACAAAGCUUAACUCUGGAUAAUUUAACUACAGCCAAUCUGUUGAUAGCUCGUGCCAUGGGUAAUCAUACUUUAAAUGAGAUUAUGGAAGCAACAUUGGGCAAAGGAAAACUAACACCUGAUAGUACAAUGGAACAACGUUAUGAUUUCAUACGAGCCAAAUAUGUGGCGAAACGCUAUGUGAUGCGCACUUGUGCUGAUGAAAAUGAUUUACGCUGUGACCUGGAACAGGCUGUUGUUAAUGCCGAUAUGAGUCAACUGUUGCAAGUUUGGGCUGAGGGUGCUGAUCUCACAUGUUGUUUACCCUCCUGGGAUGAUGGUGAAACUCCACUUCAUUUAGCCGUGCUAAGAGAACAGGGUUCCACUUUACACAUUGUUGAUUUUCUCAUACAAAAUAUGCCACCAAAAGGUCUUAAUAAAGCCACCAAUCCACCCAGUAUAUUAAAUGUUACCGGAAAAAAUACCGCCUUGCAUUUGUGUGCUCUACACGAUAAACGUGAAUGUAUUAAAUUGUUAUUGCGUUCGGGAGCUGACUAUGAAUUGCGUAAUUCACAAAAUAAAACAGCGCUGGACAUAGCCAAAGAAAUGGGCCAUAACGUGUGUAAAGAAUUGAUUGAAUGUGCCAUGAGACGUGAGAAAAGUGCUUUUGAUCACAUUAACACUGAUUGGAAUCUGCCGAAUGAAGAUGGUUCUACAGAUUUUUCAGAUGAUGAUACUGUGAUUGAUGAACGUAAACGCUCCCGUCCGCCAAGUUUCGCUGGUGGUGAUUCACCCGUAUUACGUUCUCGUUCCUCAACUUGUGAUUCUAUACAGAGUAGUUCUAGUCCAAUAGCCAACUGCCCUAAUCGACAGUUUACAUUGCCCAUGUAUCAACAGUCUGCCGGUACAUCGCCGAAACAACAAAUGUCACUUGGUCAGUAUUUGGGUAGUGCCGGCAACAUAAAUGCAGGCUGUACGAAUAGUGCAGCUGCUGGUGGAGGUUCCAGUCCUAGUUCGGCAUCCAGUCAGAGUGGUCGUAUGGGACCUAGAAGUAACAGUGAGUUUGUAGGUGGAGCUCGAAAAUCCACAUCUACAGCUAAUAUGAAUUCUUUGAAAAAACGUACAGCACCAGCACCUCCACCGGGUACUAGUACAAACUCAUCGACAUUCUAUGGUACAUUGCCGCAUGCUCCCAGACAUUCACAAAAUUUCGAUACAAACGAUAUAAGAACGCACAAUCAAAAGAAUCAAUCGAUGGAUGCCAACUAUGGUACAUUGCCACAUUUACGUUCCGUAGAUAGUAGUCCUCGCAUUAUGGGUCACAAUAGUUCAGCAUCACAUGGUGGUAGUUUCUAUGAACGUUUCGAUAAACUCGUUUCACAGGAUCCGAACGGUGGACCACCACCCACAAGCCAUCACAUAUUGCCAGCCAUGACAACAUUUGGUCAUAAACGCUCGCCCAGUGGUGAGUCGUUAAAUCGAAAUUUGCACUUGGCUGGUGCAAAAUUAGUAUUACCACCUGCAGGUGAAAUACCAACAUUGAAACAUGUUGAUAAAUCUGCUUUAACACGUCCAAAAAUACCACCUCCCGGACCGCCAUCAUCAGAACGUGAAAUAGCGAAUGGUCAAUCGAAUGAAAGUAUUAGUUCUAUGGAUGAAGGUCCUAUUGCGCCACCCCGUAAGCGCAAACAUAACAGGUUAUUGAAAUUAUCACAACCCAGUGAGGAAACGGUAAAAAAUUGGUUCGCUGUUUGUUUGCAAUUUGCUGUGUUGUUUUUUUUUUGUUUAAUCGUUUAAUUCUAAUAUUGAUUU